Messenger RNA from Saccoglossus kowalevskii, 800 nucleotides. RefSeq names its product protein lifeguard 2-like. NCBI's taxonomy places the organism in Eukaryota, Metazoa, Hemichordata, Enteropneusta, Harrimaniidae. The record is from RefSeq and is a predicted model, not a curated record. Gene Ontology annotation, biological process: negative regulation of apoptotic signaling pathway. Gene Ontology annotation, cellular component: membrane; endoplasmic reticulum; Golgi apparatus.
AUGAAUGCUGAUGAAGCUGAAUCAGCUGUGGAGAGUGGUGGGUUUGAAUCGUCGAGUUCGUUCAGUGAUAAAACAGUCAGAAGAAUGUUUAUCAGAAAGGUUUAUUUGAUCCUGAUGGUGCAGCUGCUUUGUACAAUGGGAUUCAUUGCUCUCUUUGUCUUAAAUGAGGACGUGAAAAUGUUUGUGUGGCGGAACUCCUGGAUAUAUUGGAUGUCAUAUGCUUUAUUCAUUGUAUUCUUCAUAUUUUUGGUUUGCUGUGAGAAAAUCCGUCGAAGUUAUCCAACAAACGUAAUCAUGUUGGCACUAUUUACACUUUGCUUGUCCUAUAUGGCUGGUACAAUAUCAAGUACUUACGACACCAAGUCUGUUCUGAUAGCAUUUGGCAUCUGUGCUGGAGUGUGUCUCGGAGUGACAAUCUUUUCCAUACAGACAAAGUUUGAUUUCACUACUUGUGGCAGUGUACUGUUCAUGUGCUCACUUGCUCUCUUCCUGUUUGGCUUUAUUUGUAUCUUCACCUACAACAACAUCUUACAGACUGUCUAUGCUGGACUUGGAGCUUUGUUGUUCUCAGCGUUCCUGGCAUUUGACACACAACUAAUUAUUGGUGGUAAGCGCUACGAAAUAAGUCCUGAAGAUUACGUAUUUGCUGCUUUGAACCUCUAUAUCGAUAUGGUGUAUAUAUUUCUCUUUCUCCUGCGUCUGGUUGGCGGUAGUUCAAACAGUUAAACGGGAUGAUUGAAAGAAGACAAGAUUCUGAUAGAUAAGGAGUCGACCAUUGAAAUUUUGAUCAAAAGAUAUUU